GACUAAGCGUGUGUUGGUAGGGUGCGUGAAUCGAGAACGAACAGCGAGUUGGAACUUAAUUCGUGUCGGCGAGAUCGCUGUACUUUCGUUCGAGUUUCCUUACAUUUUAUCCAGCCGAACACGAAGGACUUCAGUAAUGUGGCUUUCGACGCCGUAUAACCGUCCCGUCGCUGGAACGUUUUCAGGGAUUCCUACCCUGUGGAAACCUCGGUUUCUGUUACUGGAACCUCGGAAUGUGUGAAGACAUGGCCGAGGCCGGGGCUGUGAACACACUGACAAUACUAGUGGCUGAGAAAGUGACAUUUUUAAAUGUAUAAACUCAGGAACGCCGAUGUUUUGUGCGGCCUGGUGUAAAAGCGGGCCUGAGGAUGGCUUCCAUGGCGCCAGAGGCACCGUCACCAGAACCUACAGAAGAUCGACACCAAACGGAUCUCUACACAAGACCUGGAUGGGUAGAUGCAGAUGUUGCACUCAGCCAGUUAGAUCGGGGGUUGGCGCAUGGCGAUCGCGGAAUCUUAUGGUUACGCAGUCGCAUCCACCGACAAUUGAGAUGGUUAGGACGCAUCCUGGACACACACGCCGGAAAAUUCAUUUUCGUCAGCAUGCUUGCCAUUGCUACCUUUUCUGUUGGGCUCAAGAGUAUGACCUUCCAUUCCGAUCUGGAGUACCUCUGGACCGAACCUUCAGAAAAUUCUUCAUUUGCAGGGAUGCAAGACACCACGCCUUCGGAGAUCCUUUCGACGCAUCAGAUGAUCGUGCAAACUGGCGUGGAUCCAGAAGUGGAUCUUCUCCAUCCUCACGGUCUUUUGGAGCAUCUGGUGCUUGUCCAAAAAGCUUCACAAGUCACUGUUACCAUGUUCGACAUCACUUGGAGACUGAAAGAUUUCUGCCUCUCGCCAACCAUACCCAACUUUGAUGCCCAUUAUAUCGAGCAGAUCUUCGAGAACAUGAUGCCCUGUUCCAUCGUCACCCCUUUGGACUGUUUUUGGGAAGGAUCUAAGCUACUUGGACCUGACUAUCCUGUUCCUAUACCGUACGGAAUAGGCACACACAUAAAAUGGACGAACCUGAAUCCUAGCGACUUGGUAGCUCAAAUGGAACAAAAAGAGAACCAGUUCGACUAUCACACACUACGUGAUUAUUUGAAGCGUGCUGGUAUAACUACAGGAUACCAAGAAAAGCCUUGCCUCAAUCCUCGCGACCCGGAAUGUCCAACUUCUGCUCCAAACUUCAACUCAACCAUGACCUUGGACAUUGGAGCCGAACUAACUAGUGGAUGUUAUGGAUUCGCCGCUAAAUACAUGCACUGGCCCGAAGAAUUAAUCGUUGGAGGUGUGCUUAAGAAUAAGUCUGGUCAUAUCAAAGAAGCCAAAGCUUUACAAACUGUUGUGCAGCUCAUGAGUGGGCACGAAUUAUAUGAGUAUUGGUCUGGUCAUUAUAAAGUCCACCAUAUUGGUUGGACGAAGGAUAAAGCCACAUUGGUACUGAAUACGUGGCAGAAAAAAUUUUCAGAGGAGGUAGAACGGCUCUCGCUUAGCAAAAAACAAUCGUCAUCGUACAUAUUCCUCACGUUCUCAACGGCGAAUGUGAACAAAAUUCUGGAAGAAUACUCUAAAGCAGAUCUAGUGAAGUGUGGCAUUGUCCUAGGAGUGGUGUGCAUAUACGGUUGGAUAGCUCAUUCUGGGAUAGCAGUUAUCGGAGUGCUGGUUCUUGCUAGCUCAGCAGCUGCAGCUCUUGGAGUCUGUAGUUUGAUUGGCCUGCCAAUGAAUCUACUCAGUACACAUGUUCUGCCGUAUAUUACAGUUGGCUUAGCCAUGCGGGAUAUGUUUCUAAUUUUGACUACGUCUAGAAGAAAACUGACGCCUUCAGAGGUGCUCCAACGGACAGGUCCUGGCAUCUUGUCAGCAGUCGUGAUAAACUCAGGAUCGCUUGUGGUAGCAGCCAUCAUCCCUAUCCCAGCCUUAAGGGUGUUCUGUCUCCAGUGCGCUGUUACAGUCGUCUUCCACGGGGCCGCGCUGUUGAUAAUGUUUCCGUCUUUGUUGGCAUUACAACAAAGGUGCCAAAAGGCGGACGUGCCUUGCUUCCGGUCGGAAUCCAAACAUCCGUCAAAAACACCGACCAAUAACAACGUAGAUCUGGAGCAUGGGGCAAACUUGCUGACAGCCGAGAUUUGCCAGAAGAAGAAAAGUUGGAUAUGUUGGUGUGUGAACCGUUACCUCACUUCUGUAUUGCUGAAGCCUUUUAUGAAGGUGACAAUGUGCAUAACUUACGUUGUACUUAUAAUAUUUUGUAUAUUCAACGGAUUGAAAUUAGAGUUUGAUGUAAGACUGUCUGCCUUCAUACCAAUAGAUACUCAAGAGUACAAAUACUUAGAAGCUCAUAAUAAGUUUUUUGGUUUCUAUAAUUUUUAUAUGGUUACGACUGAGCUAGAGUAUCCUUUGUAUCAGCCCCUUUUGUAUGAGUACCAUUCUUCAUUCACGAAUGUUCCACAUGUCUUAAAAGACUCGAACGGUGGUUUAGAUAUGAAUGAUUUUUGGCUGGCUAAUUUCAAAGACUAUUUAGUUGAUCUGCAGUUGGAGUUCGAUAAUAGUAGAAAUACCAGCUGUUUAAGCAGUGAAAAGUGGUACCCUAAUGCCACUGAGAAAGCAGUAUUAGCAUUUAAAUUAUUAGCGCAGACCGGUGUUGUAGAGUAUCCUGUAGAUAAGAGUCAAAUAUAUAAGAAAAGACUGGUUGUUGAUAAUAUUAUAGAUCCCAAAGCAUUUUAUAAUUAUUUAUCGGUAUGGAAUAGUAAUGAUCAAUUGUCAUACACAAGCUCUCAGGCAAAUUUGAUUCCAAAACCCUUCCAAUAUUAUAGUUCCAAGGCUGAGUACGAUUUGAAAAUUCCUAAAUCACAGCCGCUCGUCAACGCACAAAUGCCAUUUUAUUUAAAAAAUAUGAAAAACACUAGAAGCAUCAUAAGUACUUUGAGACAAAUCAAAGACAUAUCUGAACAGUUCAACUCAAGAGGACUGAAAAAUUACCCCAUCGGGCUAAUCUUUGCGUAUUUCAAUCAGUUCCUAUAUUUGGAACGCCACUUGUUGAUCCAGUUCAUUUUGAGCAUAAUUUGUGCGGCCAUUGUGUCAUGUCUCCUUGUGCACUGGACAAAAUUGUGGUGUGCACUGUUUAGUACUUUAGUUUGUAUGUUAUUACUAUGUUUAAUGAACGUCAACGCUUUAACUGGUAUUAUAGGUUGUCUGCAUUUUGUAUCGAUGAAUAGGAAUAUAUUCCUAGUAUUGAUCGGAUUCUUGAGUGCCUUGGGCAGCAGGGAACGUCGCGUCCGACUAUCCCUAGAUGCUUACGCAGAGCCAAUAGUCAAAGGUGACAUUGGGCUGUUGAUAUGCGCCUCAGUAUUAGCUACCUCACAAUUCGAGUUCAUUCACUGUCAUCUGUUCCUUAUGAUAUUGUUGUCAGUUGGUGGUUCGAUAGCAAACUCGUUGGUAUUCUUUCCUCUACUGCUCACAUUCGCUGGGCCUAAGUCUGAGCUGCAGCCUACUGAACAUACGGAUCGUAUAAGUACUCCCCCACCUGGUACUCCCCCUGCUCCUCCCACAAGAACCACUACAUUUCCGAAGCCCUCCCGGAGGACCUCCUCAACAGCCAAGGCUACAAGAGAGCCCAGCCUAACUACUAUUACAGAGGAAAGUUGUAACCAGAGUAUUACUGUCGAACCACAGGUGACUGUCGAGUAUAGUAGCCCAGAAUCGAGCUCUAGUGGCCCGUAUACGACCAAAGUAACUGCCACAGCUAAUAUUAAAGUUGAAUUAGUAACUCCUGUAUAUAGGCCAAAUAAAUGUAAUACAAAGUGUCAUAAAUCGAAAUGUGACAAACGUAAACGCGCACAAGAGUCGAAGCAACAUCAGCAACAACAGUGUCGAUGUUGUAAGCAAGACUCUUCGGACAGUAGUGAUAGCAGUAACAGGGAACCGGAGACGGAACUCUGCUCUAAUAGCUAGCAGUUCGUUACCACAUUAUAGUCUUAGUAUAUACUCGUAGUGAACUUUUUGGUUGCAACUUUCUGCCGAAAAAAACUAUUUGUAUUAAACGAGUCCUUCUUUUUGGGCUGUUCGGCCGACCUCGGUGAUUGUUGAUUCUUGACUUUUCGCCAUAGGUAUACAAGCGACAGCUUGCUCUGUGUUCUGAAAUGCUUGUUUUUAUCGAUCGUUUCGUAGUUGGGACUUUCCUUUUCAUAAACUACGUUUGCGAUAUCAAACCUAGCAUGCGGUGAAACAUCCGGGAAACUGUUCAUCGAAAAGAAACGAAGGAUCUUGAAAAACGAUCUGCAUGAACUCGCGGAGCUUCGGUAGCAUUUCGAAAACACCCACCCUAAAUUAAAAUAAUAUGGACGACUCUGAUAUUGCUGUAUGAGUGCCAUUUUUAUAUCAUUUUUUAGAACCGAUGUGUAAAGGUGUCGUUUACCAACGCGGCCAGUGCUUACAUUGAGUACUGCAGGACCGGAUUAGGAUUCUGUUUUGUUUAGGUUUGAUUUACUUUGCAGACCCUAAUAUCUCGGUAAUCUCAAGACUUUACUAGGAAAAACUGCUCAUUUUUCCAAGAUUUAUACGCCGUGUAAAGGAAAGUCUCAACUUUGAUUACACCUUGUUUAAACAUUUCUGCAGGUGCACGAUAUACGAUAGACUACCGAUGUUUCCGGUGGAUUACUUAUUUUUGGCCGAUCUCGGGUAUUCUUGUAUUUUUCUUGUCGACAAGUACAGCUAUCCAUGUUUUGUUCACUUUGUGUUAAAUCUUCCCCGUUAGAAGUGUUGUGCCUAAAAAUUUUGAUUGCUUGUCUGUUUAAUCGGGCAUAAACAUAAACUUUGUCCGUGUGGCCUCUUCCUACUGCGACUUUUUUGUGUGGCCUGAGCGGCAGCUUUGUUUUCUAAAAUUUUUUUUUCCAGACAAAUACAAGAAUACCUGAGAUCGCCCAAUGUCAAACACCGUGUUGUUGGCAAUGCUUGGCUCUUUUAUGCCCUUUAAAUUUACCUUGUCCUUUGAGGACAACUUCGAAUCUUAAGUAAAAGCUAGAUAAAUUUUGCUUCCAAAGCCAGACAUACUUCAAGGCCGACUGCGAGAAAAAAUGAUUCCAAAAAAAUUCAUAUGACUUUUCUGAACAACUAGAGUUUGUAUUUAACAUUUUUCAGUUGACCUUCAAAUAGCUUGAUCAUAAUCAGUUAUAUUUUUUGUUAGAUUUUCGGCAGGUAUUAUGUAACCAAAAUGUUCACUGGUUGCUUUAGGAAUCCAUGUACAUAUUGUUUAUACUGAAUGUUUAUACCAUACUUAUUUAUUUGAAAGAAAAACUGUGUAAGAUAUGUGUUGAAGUAUUUAUUAUUUUAUAAAUAAAUCGUAAUUCCA
This is a messenger RNA of Acanthoscelides obtectus, 5388 nucleotides long. Lineage: Eukaryota; Metazoa; Arthropoda; Insecta; Coleoptera; Chrysomelidae. The record is from the annotation of a GenBank genome assembly.